CGCCGCCCGCCGCCCGCAUCGAUCCCAGCCUCCGACGGGCAACGCGCGCGAACGCGCCGCACGCGAGCUGACCGCGUCCGAGCGCGACUGCUGACCCAAGACAGUAAUGAGUGGCGGUGCACUACCCGCGUGAAUAAAUUGUCUUUGGCGUGUGUACAUAUAGCGUGUUAAAAUGGCAUCCGAAAAAGAGAAAAUGGCGGCAGCUGAAACCAAAUCCCCUUCCAACAAGAGCAACUGCACAUCACCAGGAAAAAAAGGUGACACCGACGAGCAUGGCCUACCAGUUGAAAAGGACAAAGGCUGUGAUACCAAUCUCUACCUUUAUCAUGAUGAACUCGAAGACCGACCCCGGGCGGCGACAUUCCUCAGCUCCCUGGCGGACUACUCGAACACCAUUCCGACGGCGCCAAGCGGCGAGCCGGAUGCAGUCAAGCCGCAGCCACCAGCGCGCAUGGGCACCCUCAUCGGCGUCUACCUGCCGUGCAUACAGAACAUUUUCGGCGUUAUCCUCUUCAUCCGUCUCACGUGGGUCGUCGGAACUGCCGGCGCUAUACAAGGCUUCCUCAUCGUCCUCAUAUGCUGCUGCACGACAAUGCUGACUGCUAUAUCAAUGUCUGCCAUCGCAACCAACGGCGUGGUCCCGGCGGGGGGGUCGUACUUCAUGAUCGGGCGGGCGCUAGGCCCGGAGUGCGGCGGAGCGGUGGGCAUGCUGUUCUACACCGGCACCACCCUCGCGGCCGCCAUGUACAUCGUCGGUGCUGUUGAGAUCGUGCUGACGUACAUGGCGCCGUGGAUAUCCAUCUUCGGCGACUUCACCAAGGACUCAGAAGCGAUGUACAACAAUUUCCGCGUGUAUGGCACCGGCCUGCUGCUCGUGAUGGGCAUGGUCGUGUUCGUGGGCGUCAAGUUCGUUAACAAGUUCGCCACCGUCGCGCUCGCGUGCGUCAUCCUCUCCAUCACCGCGGUCUACGUCGGCAUAUUCGUCAACUUCAACGGGAAUCAUAAUCUUCAAAUGUGCGUCCUAGGAAACCGUCUAUUAAAGGACAUACACAUCACUAAUUGUAGCAAGGCCGUGGACGGCGAACUUCACAAAUUAUUUUGCCCCAACAAGACCUGCGAUCCAUACUACGCUACUCACAAUAUCUCCGUGGUACAGGGAAUCAAGGGUUUAGCGAGUGGAGUGUUCUUCACCAACUUACAAGAUUCGUUUCUGCAAGAGGGGCAAUACAUCGCAUACGGCAAAGAGCUUGAUGACAUAGAACAAAUGGAGCGACCCACGUACAACCAGGUGUACGCCGACCUCACCACCACAUUCACUAUUCUAAUCGGAAUAUUCUUCCCGUCUGUCACAGGUAUCAUGGCUGGCUCCAAUCGCUCUGGAGACUUGGCGGACGCACAGAAGAGCAUCCCCAUAGGAACAAUCGGUGCUAUCUUAACCACGUCCACCGUUUACUUGUCGUGUGUGCUUCUGUUUGCGGGCACAGUUGACAAUUUGUUACUACGUGACAAAUUCGGUCAAUCCAUAGGCGGGAAGUUGGUGGUGGCCAACAUGGCGUGGCCGAACCAGUGGGUGAUACUGGUGGGAUCCUUCCUGUCCACGCUGGGUGCGGGGCUGCAGUCGCUCACGGGUGCGCCCAGGCUGCUACAAGCCAUCGCUAAAGACGAGAUCAUUCCCUUCCUGGCACCGUUCGCCGUCUCUUCCAGUAGGGGAGAACCGACAAGAGCCCUGCUAUUGACAAUGGCGAUUUGCCAGUGUGGCAUCCUGCUGGGAAACGUUGAUAUCUUGGCCCCUCUGCUGUCCAUGUUCUUCUUGAUGUGUUACGGUUUCGUGAACUUAGCAUGCGCACUCCAGACCUUGUUGAAGACGCCCAACUGGCGGCCGCGCUUCAAAUAUUACCACUGGUCUCUCUCGUUAGCGGGAUUAACGCUGUGCAUAUCCAUCAUGUUCAUGACUUCGUGGUUCUACGCUCUCAUCGCCAUGGGCAUGGCCGGCAUGAUCUACAAAUAUAUCGAAUAUCGCGGAGCCGAGAAGGAAUGGGGUGACGGCCUCCGAGGUCUGGCUUUAUCAGCGGCGCGCUACUCGCUCUUGCGGCUGGAACAAGGCCCACCGCACACUAAGAACUGGAGACCGCAAGUACUGGUCCUGGCCAAGUUGAACGACGACCUCGUGCCUACGUAUAAGAAGAUGAUAGCCUUCUCUAGCCAGCUGAAAGCAGGGAAAGGUUUGACGGUAUGCGUAUCGGUGCUGGGAGGAGACUUCACCAGGCGAGCCGGGGAGGCCUCUACCGCCAAGCAGAAUCUGCGCAAGUGCAUGGACGACGAAAAAGUCAAAGGCUUCGUGGACGUGCUUGUGUCACCCAGUAUCGCUGAUGGACUCAGUCAUUUCGUCCAAACGACCGGUCUGGGCGGGUUAAAACCCAACACGGUGAUUGUGGGGUGGCCGUACGGCUGGCGGCGCUCGGAGGAGUACCAGCCCGACAGCCCACCCAAGUGGCACUCGUUCCUGCACACCGUGCGUGCCGUUACCGCCGCGAGGAUGGCCAUGCUCGUGCCUAAGGGGAUUAACUUCUUCCCGGACUCCACUGAGAAGGUAUCAGGCAACAUAGACAUUUGGUGGAUCGUUCACGACGGCGGCAUGCUGAUGCUGCUGCCGUUCCUGCUGAAGCAGCACCGCACCUGGAAGAACUGCAAGAUGCGCAUCUUCACCGUUGCGCAGAUGGAGGACAACUCCAUCCAAAUGAAGAAGGACCUCAAGAUGUUCCUCUACCAGUUGAGGUUGGAGGCCGAGGUGGAAGUCGUUGAAAUGACCGACAGCGAUAUAUCAGCUUACACAUACGAGAGGACGCUUAUGAUGGAACAACGUAACCAGAUGCUGAGAGAACUGCGGCUCAACAAGAAGGAAACCCUCGGCAUGGUACAAGCGAUCGUUGAUCACCACCACGCUGACGUGAAGACCGCGAGCAAGGUUCGGUUCGCGGAGCCCGGCACGGCGGAGGCGGAGGACGCGCCCUCCCCGCCGCUCACCGACAACGAGGAUAAGGACAAAGACGACAAGUGUGAGGGGGAAACCUCGCCGCCGCCUGAAGCAGACAAACCGAAGGAGAACAACGCCAACGGGGACGCACUCAAACCUAAACCGAACAUGACGGACAUUACGCCAGAUGAAGGUACAGUGCGACGGAUGCAUACGGCUGUAAAAUUGAACGAAGUGAUUGUAACGCGGUCGCACGAUGCGCAGCUGGUGAUCCUCAACCUGCCCGGCCCGCCGCGCGACACCAAGGUCGACAGGGAAUCCAACUACAUGGAGUUCUUAGAGGUGCUGACGGAAGGCCUGGAGAAGGUGCUGAUGGUGCGCGGCGGCGGGCGCGAGGUCAUCACCAUCUACUCGUGAGCGCGCCCCCGACGCCCUUCACCCACCCGCGCACUUACAGGCACACUACAUCUAGUGCUCUCCCUGACUCACGGAGCUCGCGGCUCGUUAAUCCUUCUCUAAUCUUACAGUGCGACAAGGAUAUUUAUGAAUGUGAGUGACAGUUCAGGGACGCCGCCACUGUCUACAUAAAUGACAGCCAUACAAAACAUAACGUUUACAAAGAUGUUACGACGCCGGCGUUGGUUCCAAUUUCUUCCACAUUCAUAAAGAUCCCUGUCGCACUAUAGACACAUAAUCGUUCUCGAAAGACUGCCGAGACGAACGUUACGUUCCGAUUCGUUCAUAAUACUAAUGACGUAAUAUGUAUUUUCUUACAUUAUAUUAUUCGACGUUCGUUUGACUCGUGAAUAUUAGCUUAGUUCUAAUGUUUUGUUAAAUUUGCUGUUUAGAAUGACGUUGUUUUGGAAUUUAUUCACUGUUGUAUAGGUAUAUAUUGAUAAGUGUACGUGUGAAUCUAACGAGGAGCCUUAACUGUCGGUUAGUUAUAAGUUCGUUUCGGUUACGUUAGAAUAGAUAAUUGAGGUAAUAUUAUCUGAUUGGUCUCUCGAUUGAUGCCAUUUCGUUAUUUUCGGUUGUAGUGCCUGUAGAAGAGAGCAAUUUUUUAUAUUUGUUUAUUUUUUUAUAAUUUCUUUUUCUAACAAUGUUUAAAGAAUCGUAGAUACUUUGUAAGCAUAUACAUUUAUUAAAAUGUGAAACAUGAAAAUUUUUAUCUAUAUGAAAUGUAUUUUGUAAAUAAUUAUUCUGUUUUAAGAUUUUUACAUCUGCUCAACUUAAAACUUGCCGUAGGACUGAAGAUUAUAUAUUGCUAUUCAUAUUUCUGAACGAUUUGAAUAUGCGAGUGAUACAAAACGUAAAAGCAAUCAUAAAUCUAGUCAUAUUUGACUAUAGUUGCCUUCAAACUGCAAUGGUUAUUAGAUAUACACACCUCCGUUCUUUCAGUAUAGAAGAGUUAAAGCCCUUUCUAGUGAGUACUUAUACCUACAUAAUUUAAUCCAAUUCACUUGCACGUUGUGAUUCUUCAAUAUAGUGAUCCUCAAGGUUUUACGCUGAGUAGAUAUUAGUUUGUAACGUUGAAUACUUUUGAAUGAUGUCAGUCACAAAAGGUAGUUAAUAGUUUUAAAACUGCCAAAGCUUUAUUUGCCUUUGUUUUGGCCAAAAACAAAACCUAUAACAAUGUUAGAAAUAAGUAUCAUUUGAAAGCAUUACGCAUAAUUCUUAAAAAAAUCCAUUGAACUCUUUUCGAUGAAAUGCGUGAUUCUUCGAUAUUUUCCUGUCGCAUUAACUUCUCAUAUAUUAUAUAAAAUUGUGACGCACACUCGCGUAAGUAGAUUAUUUCGUACUGUGAUCGUAUGAGGUUUUCAAACAAAUAUCGUUUCGAACAUCGCGACAGCUACUAGAAUAUGCAAUAAGAUAAAUAGAUGAAGUUUGAUGACCGUAAAUGUAGCGAGACUGAAUUAGAAUUGAGCGCUUGAUUGUAGAAAUUACAGCGGAGCUCGUGUGUGAAAUAUUUACUUAAGACUGUCGCAAUGUUCGCAAUGUUAUACAUUCAGAGCUUUCAUUUGCUAUUCUAUUUGGCAAAGCUGUUUUAGAAACACAGUUUCGUACGGUGACACUUCCUAGGUAAUUAAUUUCUUAACGUCGUAUUUUAGGUAAAAUGGCUACCUAAAUUUUGAGUCUACUUAGAUACAUUCGACAACCGAAAUCAGUAUUACCUAAGUAGUUAACUAAAAAUUAAAAUUAUUAUAGGAACUUUCCCGGAAUUCGGUGAUAAGGCUAUAUACGAAUAGUAAUGAGCUCUGAAUAAUUUCUACAAUGAUUUUCAGUGGCGACAUGAAAUUGUUUACUGGAAUAAUAAAUGACACCAAAGGCAAUGUAGUUAGUCGUAUAAGUAUCAAAACAAAAUCGUUAAAUUGUAUUUAGUAAGUAUUACAUUCGUAGAGCGUCUGUAUGUUACAUAAACUUGUCAUUUUUUUUAUUUCCAUUCCACGAAAACCUGCAAUCAAAUGUAUCGGCGCUGCCUAGACUUAAUUGUCCUAUAUGUAACAGCUUAUCGACGAAAAACUCUAUUCCCGACCGGCUGCGCUGUAAUAGUAUGAUCAUAAAAAGUUCAAGUAUAUAAGUAUAUAUUAUAAAAAGGGGUGUUUAGGUAACUGCCAAAUAGAAAUCGGUGUUGUAAAUUAUCCUAGUCCAUAAGUGAGGUUGUUUCAUUGUUCGAAAUCAAACCGGUUCUUAGAUCACAAUUUUAAUAUAUAAAUAAAAUUCGCUAUAAGAGAAGUCUAGUGCAUGAUACCACUAACGAUUACUAGAUAGACAUAGACAAUAGAAUCAUAUUAUUUUUCCCUUUUUCUCGGAGAUUCCUCGAUUGUUGAUGAUUAAGUCUGCACUUUACCAAUAAUAUGAAUUAUUCUUUGACUUUAGAAAUUUACUAAGUUAUUUAGACUAUCCCAACCGCGGAAUAGAUAAAAAGUAUCCUGGAAAUGGAUAGCGGGUCAGUCAUAUUUUGAGAAGUGAGAAUGAUAAUCAAUAUCGUAUCUUUAAGAUCUGUGCAAAUACAUAUCGACAGUGGAAAAGCAAAAAGGCACUUUGGUGCAACUUAAAAAUUAACAUUAAUUAAAAACUAAAUAAAUUUAAUUUUUAAGAAGCACCAAAGUGGCUUGUGAUUUUCCACUGUCGAUAUAUCGAAUCGGAAACCGUCCCGCAGCGUCGAAGCUGCGCGGACGCUGGCACGGCGACGUCGCUCUAUAGACGCUUGUGUGGGGGGUCUCUUACACCCACUUAAGCGUCAACUCACAGAGAAAAAUCAAGGAAUACCUGAUCGUCUUUUGUCGAUAACGUAUUGAUUUUUCUGUAACGCUUAAUUUUGUUACAAACGCGUGCACGCCCACAAGGCCCAUCUAAACUUUUUAAUCUAUUUCGUGAUCCCAACGAUGUUAAAAUGAUAAGAAGUUAGCGCUAAAAGCGUACCUUAACAACAUGUAACAUAUACUUAACCUAUAAUGAAACAAAAACUCUAAAAACCAGUUCUAUGGUCGGCUUUGUCAAAACUACCUAGUUUAAACCAGAAUAGUUAGUUGUGAGUUUAGGUAAAUAGAUAUUAGACAAUUUCAUAGUCUCGAAAUUGCCACUUCUGUCUUCAUCUUCAGAACAAAACAUGGUGUCUAAAUAUGAUAAACUAUUAUUAUGUUGUCUAAAGAAUAACAAAAAUAUUUAACCAUAAGAAUUCACUUAAUGAAAUUAAGUAUAAAUCAAUUAUUUUACUUGAUGUAACCAAGCGGCUGUUUUAGUUUAUCAAUGUGUUCUUAUCACUUAGUGAUAUAUGAAUUAUCGAAAUAGUGGUCACAUAUCUUCCUUUUCACAUAGAAAAUUUAUAAAUCUGUUUAUGCCUAUUAAUAGGUAUUAGACAAAUAAAUUUAUUCAGAUGAAAUUAUUGAAUUAUAUUUAAGUAUUAUACAAUUCGAAUAAUAUGUAAUAUUUACAAAUAUUCUAAACUAGAUCGGAACUAUUGCGCUAAAAGAUAUGGGUCUAUUAAUCUUGGAUAUUAAAAUAUAUAACUAAAUAAGGAUAGGUAUACCAUCCUAUAUACCUAAUUAUAAACAUGUAUAUUAUAAUGUGGGUACUUUUCACUAACAUACCGUUUUCGUUUAACUCCAUUGUAUCAGGCUAAUUUGAAUUGAAUACCUGCAGCCCAACAGAACAGCAUCUCAUAUUUGGAUACCUAAUUGUUUGACUUAAAUAAAUACCUACUUUAUGAGCGUCAAACAUCCACUGUACAUAAUUGCUUUUGUAAUCAAUUAACCAUUCGGUACAUUAGCACAUCGAAAUGCUACCAAUAACCAUUUAUAAAAGCUAAAUAAAAGCUUGCAAUAAAAUGAUUUUGUUAAGUUGUUGGUCUGUAUUUAAUACAGGUUUCAUACUAUAAUAAGUAAUGCUACAUUUUGAAAAUGUGCCAAAGCUCAGCGUGAACCCAUUAAUUAGAUUGUGUAAAGACGCCGUGGCAAUACUAAGUUAAUCUAAUAAAAUAAUAUCUCAGUGAGCUAUAGAUCAUGUGUGUAACUAUAGCAUUCGACUUACAUUGUGUGUUAGUGUCACGAUAAAUAAUUGAAUAAUAUAGUAAUUGUAAAUCAAACAAAUGCACAUACAUAGUUACCUGUUUCAAAUAGAUUUAAAGUCGUGUUCGUAAAUUCAAUCGUAUGUUUAGCCUUAUUCGAAGUCCUUAAAAUAAUGUACAUGCGACUAAUUUAUUAAACACGACCCUCUCAGGUUUACAGUUAGAGUUAGCGCGCAUUUAGGACGCAUUUUAAUCGACCGAUAGUUUAGUCUUUCGUUAGAUGUUUCAAUCUGCGAUAUUUCGGUUGUGGGUAUGCGGUAGGAACGCUAUCUUAAUAAUUUAUGCGACCGUUCCGAAUAGAAAUCGGGACAUCAUUUUCGAUACCUAGUUCGUUUGGUCGCUGUUUGAUCAUCAAGUGCAGUCGCUGCCAUUUAGGUCCAAUCUGCUUCUCGAACCAAUCGAAUUAUUCGAUCGACUAAAGAAUCCACAACUGUGCUGAGACUAUUAUGCGAGGUUUGUAGUUCUCCAUUCUCUCUGCUCAGGGUGAAUCUAUACAAGAACAGUGAUAAUAAUUACAGAUAUGCCACGUUCCUUAUAUAUGUACCUACAUCUACAUAACUGAUAGUGAGAAACUUUCUCAAAGAAACGCGUAGUCGAUUCAUGGUCGAUACCUAAUGAAAAUAAAACACAUCAAUCAGAAAAAUAAUCAUUCAAUCAGUUUACUACGGUAUUGACAGAUUAGGUAAUAUUUUUACCGUCGCAUGCGUCUGUUAAAGAAUUAAUGUAGUAAUGGUUACGAGGGUUCGUAUUUAAUAUUUUAGGAACUUGUAUAGUAAUAAUAAUAAUUACAGUCGUCAUUAAAAUUUUAACAUAUUACUAACUAUACAAAAACACUAUAUUGUAAUAAGCUCACAAGCAGCGUUUAAUUCUUAGGGACAUUCAAAAUAGCGCUCUACAUCCAUAUUAAUUAUAAUUAUUAAUCGCAUCAGCGCUAUAUUCGAAUAUUAUUUAUUAAGGAACUUAAAAAAAGGUAUUUAAAAAACAACAAAUAAUUUAACAUUUCCACUGUCUUUUUACUUUUACUAUAAUUGUGCGAAUACGAGCGUCUUGAAUGUUCCCAAGUAUUAGCUAAGUGUGCUUUUCUGGGAUCGCCAUCAUGGCAGUAUUGUGACCGCGACAUGUUCACAACUGUAUCUAAUUCUGUCAAGUUUAUUGAUGUUUUACGAUUAGAUUUUAGGCUGUGAGUCAGCGUAACACAUUCUUUACGAUUUUAUAUUCAGGCUAGAGUUGCUGUGAUACACCAUUAUGGCUAUAAAAUUAUUAUGUAGUCAUUCCUGGCUAUGAGUAAUCAAUGAAAACAACGUCGAUUAACGUUUAAAGCCAUAAUCUAUCUGUGAUUUCAUUGACGUUUAGAUACAUCAUUGUCCGUUAUUAAUUUUUAUAGCUUUUGAGACAUUACGCCCUGAUGAUUUUGGACGAUUAAUAAAAAACUAUUUUACGCCUCAUUAUAUUCUAUCCCAUAUAAAGUUAAAACAGUGUCGUCUGUAACUUUUACAGUCUUAAAAGUAUCGAGAACUUUAUCUACCAAUACUUACACUUAAUAAAUAGGUAUUAACAGGCUAACAGCCCAUGGCGCACUUGACGCGGUAUGGUGCUGAUUACCUUUUUUCAUAAAUCUUUUAUUCUGAAACGAGUUUUUAAUAGAAAAAAUAUUUCGAAAAGUAAAAGUUGUUUAAGAACUUAUUAAAAUAUUCAAAUAAUAAAUCUAGUGAAUUAGCCAGUGAGUAAAUCUAAGAGGAAGAUGUUAUGAGUAUAAUGAAAUAAAUUAAUGAUAAAAAUAACCAAUUGUAUUUUAUUUACAAAAAUCUAUACAGGUAUCAAUAUUGAUAUGUAAACUAUAUUACAACUUAAAUUGUAUAAAAUAUAAUUUUAUCACAUAUGAUUACCUCAAGUACCACAUACUCUUACAGAAUACAGUUAACAUGGUAAUGGUUAAAGACAUUCUUCAGCAUUAUUAAUGCUGUCAGUCAAAUAUUGCCUUAAUCCUUGCAUAUUGAAAGAUGUAUAAAAUUGACUUAUAAUUGAAUAUUUAACACUCACUAUUUUAAAUCCUAAUAUUUUCAAAUGUUUUUUUCUCAUGAUUUGUGGUCCAAUUAACUGUAUAUUAUCUGAACAAUAAUGGUCAGGUAAAUGAAAAAGUAUAGCUAUAUUUACAUUUCUAGAAGACUUUGAUUUCCAGUUGAAAUUGUUUACAUCAAGUCCAGGAGGAUGAAACAUUACAUCUAUUAAGAAUGUUCUAUCAGAAAAAUGAGGCACCAUAACAUCCAUGGACAGUCUGUCAGCACUUCCAGCUACAGCUUCAAGACUAGGGUACACUUUAUUUAUAAUAUUUUUAAUUCUACUGUCUUGCACCACAGGUUUGGACCAUUGAUCUUUUGGUAUAUAUGGACCAGCAUAAUCAUGGGGGCACUCUAAUGACAAUGAAAUGUCUAACAAAGUUAAAUUUCUCAAAGCUUCAGGGUUACUAUUAUUAUACAAUUUUACUAAAAACACUGGACUAAAUACUUUACUAACUAGUUUUAAAGGAUAUUUCCCUACAUAAAUAAAUGACAACAUUAUCAAAGAAAGAUCGUCUACAUUUAUUUUCAUGUAAUUAUCCAAUAAAAACUUCUCAACCAAAUCCCAAAAAUCUCUUUUGCCUGAAUCAAAGUAAAGAAAGCCAUAAGGAUAUAUAUGGGACUUCAAAAAACUGGGGGGAAUAUCACUAAUAUUCUGUACAAAAUAUUCACUGCAAGAUUUCAAGAUAUAUUUGUUACAUAUCUGAAAUUGCAUACAAUGAUUCAAAAUCCCAACUAUGAGAACAUGGGACUCAAUUUUGUCACCUUUUAAUUUCAUGUAUUUCUCAAGAGCUCUUUCAAUUUGAUCAUCUGUGUAUUUUAGCCUAGUUAGUUUUGACACUAUAUCUAAUAAAGAGUCUUCAUCUAAUGCAUGAAUAUUAGUAUGAAGCCACCUGCCAAUUGUAGCAAAUGAAUCUAAUGAUAAAUAUUUCUCUUCCACAAAGCUGUCAAGAAUAUGUUUCAUUGUGGGCACUUUUAUUUUAUACCACAUAUCAGAUAGCUUCUGUUCUAACAGAGUCAAAACAAUCCUUUUACUUACUUUAAGACCUGGCAAUAUACUAAACAUUGUUGCAAUAUUUGUUUCAUUUAUAUCACAUUCCUUUUCAACAAAUCCUACCCAUAGUUUAUCAAUACUUUCAGCAUAUUUUGGAUUUGACUUAUUUUCAAUAAGAAAAUUUGUAAAUAUGCAGAUUUGUUCAACAGUCAUCUUGCUAUCUAUUGCUCUGAACAAUAAUUCAUCACAAAACUUAUAUUUGAAAGGUUCCAUAAACGAUGAUACAGAUUUUAGCACAUUUAAUAUUGUUUGUGUGUCUUCAGUUUUUGUAACAACUUUUAACAAUUUUUCGAGAAUAGCUUCCUUAGCUAAAUAAAUAUGAUUGCUGUUUACAUCCAGGGCAUUAGAUCCUUUCUCUAUCUCAUAUAUCCUCUCAAUUGCUCCUAAUGCAAUAUGAGGUGUUAUUUUUGUACACUUUGAUAAUAAGGAAAACACAUCCCUUAAGUCAACACAUUGCUUGAAUUCAUCUUGUAUCAAAUCAUAGUUUACAGAAUCCGUAGCAGUAUAUUCAUUUGCAGUACUAUCCUUUGUUUCUGUAAAGUCCUUCAACUUUCGUAUCACCACCGGAAGUUCUUGAACAUUGAAUCCGUUUUCAACUAAAAUUGUGCUGUUGCUAAAAUCAUGAUUGUUGUUAUUCUUAUCGUCACAGUACGUUCGGAAAACGAAGGAUAACGCGCAGUUAUGCGACAAUCGUGGUUUUGAUUUUAACAACAAAGGCUCUUUAGCUCGUAUAAACGUUCUCCAUAACACUAAUGCCAUUUUUAUCUGUGAUAGACGAUUUUUGAAAUGAACUGUAUAAGUAGGUAUAUAUCUACAUAAUAAGCAACUUACAAAGUUAAUAUUCAGCAAUGCAAAAUAAAAUAAAUACAAACAAACAGCAAAAAAAUAAAAUAAAAUAAUGAUUGUAUCGUAUGUCAAAUAAUGUCAAUGUCAAUCAUAGGUUGUCC
Messenger RNA from Chilo suppressalis (striped riceborer), 11599 nucleotides. The record is from the annotation of a GenBank genome assembly. Lineage: Eukaryota; Metazoa; Arthropoda; Insecta; Lepidoptera; Crambidae.